AUGUCUUCCUGACUUUCUGUGCAAGUCGGUCCCAGUCGAAGCGCGUUUCUUCGGGCUGAAGGCAGCUGCUCUUGGACGGUCUGGUCUUGGUCGAACUCCAACAACAACAACAACAAGAUGAUCGCUGCGGAGCCGCUGCGUUCGGCCACGGCGGUGGGCAGAGUGGAGGACACCUCCCUGGCUGUGCCCUCCGACGCCAGGCUGCACACCGGGGCGCACCGGGUGCUGGAUCAAGUGCAAACCAUCAAGAGGAGCAAGUCGAAACACGGCAAGAACGGCACUCCUACAAGUCCCACUUUGCCGUCUUUGACUCCACUGGGCGAGUUCUCAACGUUCCAGUUCCUACCCCCCAAAGUCAAUGGUACAUUCGGUCGCAGCCAGUCUACCAAGUCGGCAGGCUACAACAAAGCGCUGUACGCGCAAAAGACCCGAUCUCUGUCCUCCAAAAGCUUGGGAAGAAGACAUUUCAGCUCCUCGGGUGCGUGGGAGCAACAAAUCAACGCUUCCAAUUGGCCUCAAGGUCCCGCUGAGCUGAAACCCAGUCGCAGCGAUCCUGCUCUGGCUCCAGGAGUCAUCAUGAGAACCAAAGGUCAGACUGUGCAGAAUCAAGUGAAGAGACACAGCACUUAUUCUAUUAACAAUGGCUUCCAAACGGCUACCGGCCAACAACGGAUUAUCGGACAACCUUCCCAGUCGCAGACAAUCAAAAUGUCCAAGGUGGAGCAGAAAUCAGCUGCCAACAUUGCACCAGGCGCAUCCGAUCUGACCAUUAAGGAAGCUGUGGAGUUCCUGUCUCACCCUGAGGAGAAGUUCCAGCUCUGUGGUGCCACCAUCAUCCAGCAUAACACCUUUAAAGAAGAUCGUGCUAAGCAAGAGGUUUUGCAACUCGGAGGCAUCCCCAAUCUGGUGACUCUUCUGCGUAGCCCCAACCCGGCUGUGAGUCAGGCCGCCGCCGGGGCUUUAAGGAACCUGGUGUUCAAAAACCAGAGCAAUAAGCUGCAGGUUCAACACUGCGGCGGCAUCGCCAAAGCCCUGCAGUUACUAAAGGAGACCGAUUGCUCCGAGACACAGAAACAAAUCACAGGCCUCCUCUGGAACCUUUCUUCUGCCGACGAACUAAAGGGAGAACUUAUCGCCACGGCGUUGCCCGCAUUGACGGAGAAUGUGGUGGUGCCGUUCACCUGCUGGUCAGACGACAGCGCCACCAACAACAUUCACCCCGAGGUCUUCUACAACACCACAGGGUGCCUCCGGAACCUGAGCUGUGCCCAGCUGAGGGAGAGGACGGCCAUGAGAGACUGUCGUGGUCUUAUCGACUCCCUGAUGUCGUAUCUGCAGACCUGCGUGACGGAGGACAAUCCCGAUGAUAAGUCAGUGGAGAACUGCGCAUGUGUCCUCCAUAAUUUGACCUACCAGCUGGAGACCGAGUCCCCCAAAUGCUUUGCCAACUUCAUCCCUUCGACAGAGAGCCAAUCUGGCAGGAAAAGCCCUACAGUCGGGUGUUUCAGUCCCAAAAGCAAUAAGGUUCAAAAGCAGUUUUCAUUCGACGCUGUUCGAGGAAUGCUUGAAAACGAUGACCCGAAAGGCGCCAAGUGGUUGUGCCAUCCCAAAGCCAUGCAGACCUACUUGUCUCUGCUCAACCUGUCCCAGAAAGACGGCACCUUGGAGGCGUGCUGCGGCGCCCUGCAGAACCUGACUGCCAGCAAAGAACUAGGAUCCGGUGCCAUCAGUCAGAUCCUGGUCCAGAAGUUGGAUGCUCUGUCAUACAUCACCCCUCUGUUAAAGUCACCUAACCAAAGCCUGCAGAAGGCCGCCGUGUCCCUGCUGGGGAACAUGUGUCGGGGCGCCAACGUGAACGCCUCCAUGGCAAAGCAGGUUCUGCCAGAACUCACCGGCAUCCUCGCUGCCGGGCCCCGGGAGUUGGGGAACUCCGACGAAACAGUCGCGACGGCAUGCAACACGGUGCGGAAUCUGGUGCUGGCCGACCCCGAGGGCGGCAAGAAGUUUAUGGAUGGCAGUUUGGUGACAUCGGUGGCUGACAUUAGCGAGAACGCCUCUCUCCCCAAAGCCAGCAAAGCAGCCUCCGUCUUUCUGUACCAUCUAUGGAAUGACAAAAACUUGCAAAACAUUUUGAAAAAGUUGGGAAUGAGCAAAUCAUUAUUCAUUAACGACAACACCACAGCGGCAUACAGGUCGGUGCAGAUUAUCGAGUGAUGAGUGAGGGAGGAGCGGUGCAACGUUUUCCCCCGCAGAUGGAAAUCAGGAAAUGUCGAGGCCACGCCCUUGCAACAACACGGGAGGGUAAAAUAAACACCUUCACGAUCCACUUGCUUGAAAAAAAGCUUUAGCGAUUAUAAAUUCUUAUCUGCGGUACAUAUGUCGAAGAAAAAAAAAGCAUAAAUAAUCCUGCAGUGUAUGUGUAUUAUUUGGAUUUGAGUGUUUUUUUGCUUUGUUUACUUGAGUCUUGAGUAGUAAAUAAAUGCAGUUAACAGA
This is a messenger RNA of Doryrhamphus excisus (bluestripe pipefish), 2493 nucleotides long. The record is from RefSeq and is a predicted model, not a curated record. Lineage: Eukaryota; Metazoa; Chordata; Actinopteri; Syngnathiformes; Syngnathidae.